AACCGAGCCGAUUCUUGGCAGAGUUUCCACCCCUGAGCUCGCUGUAUAUAUUCAGCCCCCCAUGCCACCCAGUACAGACUGGCACACCACAGAGCUGCUCGUCACACCCAUCCUGGUUCACUAUGGCAACUGAUCACCAGAACCCUACAACCAAGCAGAAGCAGUCAGGAUCCAGUGCUUUCAAGCUGGUAAUCUACGAACAGGAAAACUUCCAAGGUCGCUGCCAUGAGCUGACUGGGCCCUGUAACAACCUCCAGGAGGCGGAUGUGGAGAAAGUGGGCUCGAUACUGGUGCUGUGUGGACCGUGGGUGGGGUAUGAGCAGCCCGGCUGUAAGGGGGAGCAGUUUGUGUUUGAGAAGGGCGAGUAUCCUCGCUGGGAUGCCUGGACCAAUAGCCGACGUAGCGACUGCAUCUUCUCCUUCUGCCCCAUUAAAGUGGAUGGCCAGGAGCACAAGAUCGUGCUGUAUGAGAACCCCAGCUUCGCAGGGAAGAAGAUCGAGAUCAUAGACGAUGAUGUGCCCAGCUUCCACGCUCACGGCUACCAGGAGAAGGUUUCUUCAGUCCGGGUGCAGAACGGCACCUGGGUGGCCUACCAGUACCCUGGCUACAGAGGCUAUCAGUACCUGUUUGAGAAGGGGGAGUAUAAGGAGUGUGCCGAGUUUGGGGCUCAGCUGCCUCAGAUCCAGUCUGUGAGACGCAUCCGCGACAUGCAGUGGCACCAGAGAGGGGCUUUCCACCCCGCCAACUGAGCUUCAACCCGCAGCCUAAACAUAUCCAGCCUUCUCCAGCCGUCACUCUCCUCCUCUUCGCCUCCUCUUCGCUCCUGAACGCUGAUUUCUUCGAUGCCCCGUUGUGUCAGUGAAUCUAUUUGCUACUGCUAAUGAAUGAAUAAAUGAUUUUGCGUUAUGAGUUA
This is a messenger RNA of Pygocentrus nattereri (red-bellied piranha), 913 nucleotides long. RefSeq names its product crystallin, beta B2 (gene crybb2). The record is from RefSeq and is a predicted model, not a curated record. Gene Ontology annotation, biological process: visual perception; lens development in camera-type eye. The transcript is spliced from 6 exons. Gene Ontology annotation, molecular function: structural constituent of eye lens. NCBI's taxonomy places the organism in Eukaryota, Metazoa, Chordata, Actinopteri, Characiformes, Serrasalmidae. Bases 123 to 749 code for a protein of 208 amino acids.